AUGAGUUUUGUGUGCAAAUUCCUCUCCGUGGAACUGAAAUCGGCCUUCGAGGAGACGGGGAAAACCAAUGAGGUGAUUGACACCAAAUAUGGCUUUCUGGAAGGAAAAGGGUCGAAAAUAAAAUACAGGCACUCAGAUAUUCGGCUGAUUGAAGUGACCGAAAACAUUUGCAACCGCCUGCUGCAGUACAACCUUCACAAGGAGAGGAGUGGGAGCAAUCGCUUUGCUAAGGGGAUGAGCGAGACCUUUCAGACCCUCCAUGGCCUCGUUCAUAAAGGUGUUAAAGUGGUGAUGGAUAUCCCCUACGAGCUGUGGAAUGAGACGUCUGCUGAGGUGUCGGACAUGAAGAAACAGUGUGAUGUGAUGCUGGAGGAGUUUGAAGAUGUCAUUGAAGAUUGGUACAAAAACCAUCAGGAAGAUGAUCUCACCCACUUCCUGUGUGAACAGCAUGUGCUGAAGUCUCACGAGAAGGAAUGUUUGAAAGAAGUGUGGACAGCCCAGAAAGGCGACUUGGAAGCGAUUGACGAGAAAAAGAAAAAGAAGAAAAAGAAGACGAAUGAUGGGAAAAAGAAGAAGGAAGGGAUCAAAAAGAAAGGGAAGAAAAUGAAGGAGUUGAAGAGGGGGUGGGGGGGCGCUGGUGAGACUGAUGAUCCAGUCCUCUCAGACCAGGCGUGUUAUUUGCGGUCCGUACACACGUGUGUUCGUCGUGUUGCAGAUUGGCGCUGGGAGAAAGGCAAAUGGCAGCCAGAGGAUUACCACCGGAUCCUGCAGUGUUUCCUGGACAGGAAGGACAGCUGCUACUCCAUUCAUCAGAUGGCUCAGAUGGGAGUGGGAGAGGGUAAAUCUGUAGGCGAAUGGUACGGACCUAACACUGUGGCCCAAGUAUUGAAGAAGCUCACCUUAUUCGAUGAGUGGAACACUCUGGCGGUUUACAUCUCUAUGGAUAAUACUGUAGUUGUUGAAGAUAUCAAAAAACUCUGCAAAUCACUGUACGGGGGCGAAUUAUCCAAAUCCCAGGGGCCGCCUCACCACGACGAGUGGAAACCACUGCUGCUGAUCAUACCUCUACGCAUGGGAAUCAACCACAUCAAUCCCGUCUACAUCAACACGCUGAAGGAAUGCUUUAAGAUGCCACAAUCUUUAGGAGUCUUGGGAGGAAAACCAAACAAUGCGUAUUACUUCAUAGGAUUUAUUGGAGAUGAACUAAUCUAUUUAGACCCUCACUCGACGCAGGCUGCAGUGGACACAGAGGAGGACGGGAGUGUGGAUGAUCAUAGUUAUCACUGCCAGCGGGUGCCACAUCGUAUGAAGAUCACCCAACUGGACCCCUCAGUGGCUUUGGGAUUUUUUUGCUACACUGAAAAAGACUUUGAAAGCUGGUGCAGUCUUGUGCAGAAGGACCUGUUCCUGGCCACUGUGCUACUGGGAUACUUUUAUCAAGAGAUGCUGCUUACUCUGGUUUUGAAUCGCUUGUCAGUACUGUUUUUGAUUAACUUUGUUUUUCGGGGGGACAUCUUUACAGAAAAACUCUGCAAAUCACUGUACGGGGGCGAAUUAUCCAAAUCCCAGGGGCCGCCUCACCACGACGAGUGGAAACCACUGCUGCUGAUCAUACCUCUACGCAUGGGAAUCAACCACAUCAAUCCCGUCUACAUCAACACGCUGAAGGAAUGCUUUAAGAUGCCACAAUCUUUAGGAGUCUUGGGAGGAAAACCAAACAAUGCGUAUUACUUCAUAGGAUUUAUUGGAGAUGAACUAAUCUAUUUAGACCCUCACUCGACGCAGGCUGCAGUGGACACAGAGGAGGACGGGAGUGUGGAUGAUCAUAGUUAUCACUGCCAGCGGGUGCCACAUCGUAUGAAGAUCACCCAACUGGACCCCUCAGUGGCUUUGGGAUUUUUUUGCUACACUGAAAAAGACUUUGAAAGCUGGUGCAGUCUUGUGCAGAAGGGAGAUCUGUCUGAAACACUGAAUAAACAGAAUGAGUCCAUCUUCCAAAGAAAAGAAAAGUUAUCUGGACUGAAUAGAAACAGUGAGGAACUGAGAGGCCUGACCAGGAGAAGGAGAAAUGUAGGACAGUGCAGACAACUAUCAUUCCUACAGCUGAGUCCCAAUGCUGAGAGAAGCACAAUCCAGCAAGAGGAUUCAACAUUUAUUCCUUGGAUUGUGGCUUCUCAAAGAGGUGCUGGACUGGAAAAAAAAUUGAAUAAAAUACUUGUGAAAGAAGAAGGCUAUUACAGUGUGUACAGUCAGGUUCUGUAUUUUGAUAACUGCAUGGCCAUGGGUCACGUUGUGCGGAGGAAGAAGUCUCAUCUAGUUGGCAAUGAACAACGUCUAACAACGCUUUUCCGUUGCAUUCAAAACAUGCCAAAUAACACUGCCAGUAACACCUGCUUCACAGCUGGAAUUGUGAAGCUUGACCAAGGUGAUGAGCUGGAGCUCCUGUUGCCUUCUCGGCCCAAUGCUCAGAUCUCCAUGGAUGGGGACUCGACCUUUUUUGGUGCCAUUCAAGUAUUGUGAAGCGAUGGAACGAAGUGGCCACCGCCACUGAUGAGCAGAAUGAUAUUGUCCGACCUGCAUUUGCUCCGGUGCGUCUCCAGGUUUUCCUGUGCGCGGUGACAGAAACACUUCCCUGGUGCACAGGCACGCCAGACCUGCUAUGGAGGGGAGGCGGCUUCUGUGAAACCAUCACAAGUUGUGAAGAUUUUGUGAAAUUCAACCCAGCGACUCACUUUGCUAAACAAUCUGUUUUAAUCAUUGCACAGCUCUGGUGGAGCCAAGCCCUGCCUUGGGUCAGAUCUCCACUGAAGCCUUCUCAUCAGAAGUGGAACUUCUUGUCCCACUUCUUACAUGUUCUCUCUGUUUUUCACGGCAAGCAUCAGAUAAUAAGGGUAUGUUCCUGCUGGCUUGAGUGUUCCCAUCAAAAGCUACACCUGUAAUAGACGUUCAGAAAUAAUAGCUGAUCUGUUAGCAGACUGUGGGAAGAGGUGAUCGGUAGUGCUGCAACACCAUUCUCACAAUUCUGAAUCUCUACAAAAUAAAAAUGUUGCAGAAA
Callorhinchus milii (elephant shark) is the source of this 3055-nucleotide messenger RNA. RefSeq lists its product as uncharacterized. The transcript is spliced from 23 exons. Gene Ontology annotation, molecular function: protein-phosphatidylethanolamide deconjugating activity; tumor necrosis factor receptor binding. Gene Ontology annotation, biological process: immune response. NCBI's taxonomy places the organism in Eukaryota, Metazoa, Chordata, Chondrichthyes, Chimaeriformes, Callorhinchidae. The record is from RefSeq and is a predicted model, not a curated record. Gene Ontology annotation, cellular component: membrane. Bases 1 to 2520 code for a protein of 839 amino acids.